Messenger RNA from Centropristis striata (black sea bass), 1505 nucleotides. RefSeq lists its product as uncharacterized. The transcript has 4 exons. The record is from RefSeq and is a predicted model, not a curated record. Lineage: Eukaryota; Metazoa; Chordata; Actinopteri; Perciformes; Serranidae. Bases 108 to 1505 code for a protein of 465 amino acids.
GCACAAGCAGCAGAAGAUGGAUAACUGAAGACUAGAGUGAGGAGAUUCAAACAGAGUGAAACUCAGCAACCUGUGCCACUACCCCUUGGAUAAACUGGGGCACUAAGAUGCCCAAAAGUGAUACCUGGCCAGGUGGCAUUGGAUUGGAGACAAUGAACGGCAUGGACAGUGCUGGCAGCUGUGACAGCGUCGUCAGCGCCAACUCUGGCUUUAGUGAUGAUAGUCUAGAGCAUCUGUCUGCUGAAGAGAAGGCCUGCCUCAUGUUUUUGGAGGAGACUAUUGAGUCUUUGGAUACUGAGGAGGACAGUGGACUGUCCAAUGAUGAACCGGACCAACUGCCGUGCCCUGGCAACCUCGCUAACAAACUGGCUGACCUGUCCGCCUCCAUGAACAAGAGCAAGAUCAGCGGUUCACAGAAACAUGCGUCAAAGGAACCCACAAAGGAAACUGUUGACACCAAGCACCUGCAGAGCUACCUGGUUCCUACACCGUUUGUUGUGGCGAACAGCACCCCAUGCUCUCUACCCAAUGCAAAGCCGGGUAUCCCUCCAGAAAAAAACAUCACCUCCAAGUCUCGCUUCACUCCUUCAAGCAACAAACCGGAUCACAAACACAACCAGAAACCUGCAGCUCCCCAAGUACCUUUAGAGGUAAAUGUGAUGCCUCCUCCCACCAAACCAAGGGACUUCUCAGUUGGGACAGCUGAAGGUUUACCCAGAGGUCCUCUGUCCUAUGAGGCACUUGUUUAUCUGCGGAGGAGUGCCUCCACAAAGAAGACGCCUCUGUGUCCCAAAAUUGAUCAUACUAUUGAUUUGGAAAAGCACCUUCCUAUCACAGAGGAAAGCCCAAAAUUUGGGAUUCUGCCAAGAUCGGACAGAUCCCACUUUUCCCAGGUUUCUAAGCCGAAGAUCGAUCCUCCGGUUGUGGCCCCCAAACCCAAAAAGAUUCCUGCCAACAUAUCUGUGAAAACACAAGAUAACGCAUUGAAAACCUCAGACCCCUCGUACAAUAUCAAGAAUGCAAAAGAUCCCAAGGUGGUGAGACUGGAAGCUCUGCAGAAGCUGGGUCUCCUGAAAGACCCAGAGCCAGAGGAUGACACAGUAGCCCCACUGUCUCCUCCUAAAUCUCAAUCCUCUCUGGAACCAACACACAGCAGACACACAAGAGGUCCAUCUAGUGCUAAUCCAUCAAGAAGCCCAUCGUUCUGUCAUUCCCAAGUGCCCACAGAGCCCAAGAUCAAGCCUCUGCAGAGCAGUGCCAGUUUCCACCACUACUCCAGACGUGACCAGCAGCCUGUCUCUGCAUCACACCCCACUCAAUCCAACAAACUGAAGGCAGCUGGUCUGGAGCGCUCUGCUACCCUGGACAACCACAGAAAUGGUGCAAACUCUCAGCCUGCAGCCAACAAACCCUCAAACUCAGUGGGGUACACAGUGAUGGUGGUGCCUGGGAUGGGGGCUGAUCGGAAAGAAGCACUCAGAAAGCUUGGACUGCUCAAAGACUAA